AUGGCAAAAGUUAUAACGAAGUUCGGUUUAUCUUCUCUAAUUAUUAUUCAGAAGGUGAGAGAGAGAAGAAAUUUUAAAGAAGACACAACACACCUUCCUAAUCCCUCUUGUUGGUAUGCCAAAAGAGAGACGGAAAAGACGGGCUAUUUGGAUAACGCUGCCAAGCGAACACAAUGUGAAGACAG
This is a messenger RNA of Dentiscutata erythropus, 185 nucleotides long. Lineage: Eukaryota; Fungi; Glomeromycota; Glomeromycetes; Diversisporales; Gigasporaceae. The record is from the annotation of a GenBank genome assembly.